This is a messenger RNA of Aspergillus chevalieri, 1596 nucleotides long. RefSeq names its product inositol-3-phosphate synthase INO1 (gene INO1). Gene Ontology annotation, biological process: phospholipid biosynthetic process; inositol biosynthetic process. The record is from RefSeq and is a predicted model, not a curated record. Bases 1 to 1596 code for a protein of 531 amino acids. Gene Ontology annotation, cellular component: cytoplasm. Lineage: Eukaryota; Fungi; Ascomycota; Eurotiomycetes; Eurotiales; Aspergillaceae. The transcript has 2 exons. Gene Ontology annotation, molecular function: inositol-3-phosphate synthase activity.
AUGGCUCCCCACGCUAACUCGGAUGUGGCCAACGGCGCCGUGAACGGGUCGGUUUCCAACGCUCCUCUGUUUACCGUCAACUCUCCCAAUGUUGUCUACACAGACAAUGAAAUCAAGAGUCAGUACGCUUACCACACCACCGACAUCUCUCGCACCGCCGACAACAAGCUUGUCGCUACCCCCAAGGCCACCAACUACAACUUCAAGGUGGACCGUAAGGUGGGCAAACUCGGUGUCAUGCUCGUCGGUUGGGGUGGAAACAAUGGUUCCACUGUGACGGCUGGUAUCAUUGCCAACCGUGAUGGCCUCGUCUGGGAAACUCGCGAGGGCCGUCAAGCCGCCAACUACUAUGGCUCCGUUGUCAUGAGCUCGACCGUCAAGUUGGGUACUGACGCCAAGACUGGCGAGGAGGUCAACGUUCCGUUCCAUGACAUGUUGCCCAUGGCCCACCCCAAUGAUCUUGUCGUUGGUGGCUGGGACAUUAGCAGCAUGAACUUGGCCGACUCCAUGGACCGUGCUCAGGUUCUCGAGCCGGGUCUCAAGCAGCUGGUCCGCAAGGAAAUGUCUACCAUGAAACCGCUGCCCAGUAUCUACUACCCUGACUUCAUUGCCUCCAACCAGGAGGAUCGUGCCGACAACGUCAUUGAGGGUGACAAGGCUUGCUGGGCUCAUGUCGAGCGCAUCCAGAGUGACAUCCGCAACUUCAAGGCCCAGAACGGUCUGGACAAGGUCAUUGUCAUGUGGACGGCCAACACCGAGCGUUAUGCUGAUAUUGUUCCCGGCGUCAACGACACGGCCGACAACCUGCUCGAAGCCAUCAAGACCGGACACCUCGAGGUGGCUCCGUCCACCGUCUUUGCGGUUGCGUCCAUCUUGGAAAAUGUCCCGUUCAUCAACGGAUCUCCCCAGAACACAUUCGUCCCCGGUGCCUUGGACCUCGCGGAGAAGCGUGGAGCGUUCAUUGGCGGUGACGACUUCAAGUCGGGCCAGACCAAGAUGAAGUCGGCUCUGGUGGAUUUCUUGAUCAAUGCUGGUAUCAAGCUCACCUCGAUUGCCAGCUACAACCACCUGGGCAACAACGACGGCAAGAACCUGAGCUCCCAGAAGCAGUUCCGUUCCAAGGAAAUUUCCAAGUCGAACGUUGUCGACGACAUGGUUGCGGCCAACAAAUUGUUGUACGCUGAGGAUGAGCACCCCGAUCACACCGUUGUGAUCAAGUACAUGCCGUCCGUUGGCGACAACAAGCGUGCUCUGGAUGAGUACUACGCGGAGAUCUUCAUGGGCGGUCACCAGACCAUCAGCUUGUUCAACAUCUGCGAGGACUCGUUGCUGGCCUCUCCGUUGAUCAUUGACCUUGUCUUGAUCACGGAGAUCAUGACCCGCAUUGGCUGGAAGACUGAUGAGGCGGCCGAGUACAAGGGCUUCCAUAGCAUUCUGAGCGUUCUCAGCUACAUGCUCAAGGCACCUUUGACUCCUCCCGGUACUCCGGUUGUCAACGCUCUGGGCAAGCAGCGUUCUGCUCUGAUCAACAUCUUCCGUGCUUGCGUUGGUUUGCAGCCCGAGUCGGAUAUGACUCUCGAGCACAAGCUGUUUUAG